AUGGAACACAAAGGUUUUGUAUAUAAAAAUAAUGGAGGCAUCCAUAAAAAUAAGAGUGUUCGAUAUUUGAUCUGCAAAACUAAAUAUUGCAAAGGCUCUGCUAAAAUGUUUGCGAAUGGGACAAUUGUUGAGUUGGAGAAACAUACGCAUGACCCUGAUGAACAUGACCACAAUCACAUUUUAAAAAAAGCAUUUAGGCAAAUACUGAAAGACCGUUCUAAAAACGAGACAACAAGACUCCGGACAAUAUAUGAUGAAGAAAUGAUUAGAAAUGCAGCUGCUGCAACCAUAUACCCAUGGCCAGUGGCUGAAAUCUCGAUGAGAAAAGCUAGGAGAACAACUAUGCCAGUUUUACCAUCAUCAUUGAGCGAAUUAGCAAACUUCCUAGAUUUCAAUGUGCAACGUUAUACAUGUUGUCAACAGCCCUUCUUCCAAGAUAAGGUUACAGAUACACACGGGAAAUGUUCAAUAAUUUUUGCAUGCAGUGAACUUAUUAGGAAAAUUGUUAUGCUUGGGAGUGAUGAGUUGCAUGCUGACGCAACUUUUAAAGUUGUGCCUUCAACUCCACCAAGCCGUCAACUUUUUAUCAUGCAUUUAAUAUACCAAAACCACUCCAUACCAAUUGUUUAUGCACUGAUGGAAUCGAAGACUGAAGAGGCAUAUACUCUAUUAUUAAGCAAGUGCAAAGAAUUAUUUCCAUUUAUAAUUCCAGCGAAUAUAAUGACUGAUUUUGAAUCUGGGUUGCUGAAUGCUUUUAAAUCUGUUUAUCCAAAUGCAGAUCAGCAUUCUUGUUUUUUCCAUUAUAUACAGGCACUAGUAAAAAAUAUCAGAACAAGAGGAUUAACGCGGUUUGUUAAAUCCAAUUUAAAUGCGCAAUUAUGUGUGCAGAUGUUUUGUGCAUUGGCAUUAUUACCUAAUAAUAAAAUUGAUGAAGGGUAUACAGUAAUUCGCCAGUAUGCCAGGGAUAAGAACAUAUUCAUGGAUAUGGCACCAUUUUUUAGUUAUUUUUCAAGGUAUUGGUUAAAUAAUCAAAAUGGAGGUGAGUAUUUGUUUUCAGUACAUGGAAUAGCAAGGCGUACCAAUAAUAAUAUUGAAUCGUUUCAUGGACGACUAAAAGAAAAAUUUCAAGUGAUGCAUCCAAACCUUUGGACAUUUUUGACACAUUUAAAUGAAUUAAGUAAAAAAUCACACAUUAUAAUUGAUCAAUUGGAACAAGGGCAUUCAGUAACUCGGCCAAUAAAAGUUAAAUAUAUAGCAAAUUCACAACGUAUCAGUAUUGCUUCAUCUCAAUUAGACCUAGGUAUUUUAAGAGUGAAUGAGUUCCUUUUACAGUGCUGUCACACAACAGAAAGAUCCUUAAGGGAAGAGCUUAAUUGGCAGAUAAAUGUGUUAGGAGAAGUUACAUCGGAAAUUGACUACGAUGACCACGAUGCUACAGCCAUUCAUCAAUUGAAUAAUUCAACAACCACGGAUAAUAAUGUGAUAAACGAACAUAAUAUUAUCCCUAAUAACAUAGUGCACAAUGAUGCAACCGAAGAUGAGAUUUUUGUAGUUGAUUUUCAUAACAUUUCAAAUUAUAGCAAUGAUUCAGAUAGGUCGAGUCAUGUAUCAGGCCAGCAACAACAAGAACCACUUGUUUUGCAAGACAACGAAGAUGACUAUGUGAUUCCAGAAGAUAUGGACCCAGUUGAAAUAGAAAAUGGGGAAAUAAUAGCUGCAGAAAGGGAGGAAGAGAGACAGCAUUUGCCAUAUGCACCAUUGCAACCAUUGCAAUCACUUCAACCAAACCACCAAACUUGUAUAAUUUGUAACCAAGCAAGUACACAUGUUAUAGUGCCUUGCGGACAUAAAAUUCUAUGUGGAAGUGAAGAAUGUACGGCUGGGAUUCAAAAUAACUGUCCAAUUUGUGCAGUUCCUUUCAUUCUAAUUAUGAGAGUAUAUGAUUAA
Molecule: messenger RNA, 1947 nt
Organism: Macrosiphum euphorbiae (potato aphid)
Lineage: Eukaryota; Metazoa; Arthropoda; Insecta; Hemiptera; Aphididae
Source: the annotation of a GenBank genome assembly